Molecule: messenger RNA, 2192 nt
Organism: Pundamilia nyererei
Lineage: Eukaryota; Metazoa; Chordata; Actinopteri; Cichliformes; Cichlidae
Product: torsin-1A-interacting protein 2-like
Exons: 8
Coding region: 1-1506 (501 amino acids)
Biological process (GO): membrane organization
Cellular component (GO): membrane
Molecular function (GO): ATPase activator activity
Source: RefSeq, a predicted model, not a curated record
AUGGUGUGCAACACAAGUCAAACCACGACACAGGGAGCAUCUGAAACAACUGUUCCACCAACCCAAGAUAAACAAGAUGAUCGGAUAGAUGGAGGCGAAAGUGAGAAAAAAGAAAUCUCAGCCAAGGACAACACAGACUGUCAGCCUGGAGACCAGUUCAGUAAAGGUGAAACACAGUCAACGAAUACAAAUGAAGACGGAUCCUGUGAGAACUUAGACAGUGAUCAGGCUCAUUUUCAGGAACACACAGUUACAGCAGCCACAGCUUUACCAUCUCAACCUGCUGACUUCAGUGACACUAUUCAAGACAGGGAUUCGUCUAAAAAAGAGGUGCGACCUGUUGCAGAAGCACAUUCUCCCGAUAAGGACAGCACACAGACGGAGAAGAAAAGCAAUCCUAGUCAAACUGAUGGCAAACAAUUGUUAUCAAAAAAUGAGAAUCAAGUCACGAUAGAGCCAAAAUCAGAUGAAAGUCGCGUCACAACGAACAAACCAUCAGAAUUAACUUUACAAAUCCCAAAUGACAAAGCGAAUGACCAGGGCGAUGAACCGGAACCUGAGCUAAAGAAAAACAUCUCAGCCACGAACAAGUCAGAUAAUAAAUUUGGAGAUGCUUCAAAGGAAAGACGGCAAGAACCUGAGAGCCCAACACAGCAGUUAGAUGACCACGGUAAUAAUGUUGAAAACAUCGGUCCUACCACCCCAGAGGCUAGUCAAACUGAAGAUCCACAAGUUACUAGCGGAAGUGGAAAAUACUUGCUAGCAGUUGCUAUAGUAGUGGCAAUUGUUGCUAUCGCGCUGCAUUUUCUUCAGCCAGAAUCUCCGCCUCAGACGAAUGAUGUACCGAAGAUAGACGUCUUCCUCAGGCAGCUGGAAAAAGUAAAGACUCGGUUUCCUAACCAGCGUGCUGAGCUCUGGAAUAGGGGCAGGAUCCACCUUAAGAGACACCUUCAGACCACACAGCCCACGGAGCCCGUGAGUCUGAUUCUCACUGCAGGCCUCAGAGCUGAGAAGACGCUGAACUGCCUAGCUCGGGACCUGGCCUCUGCCUACUCUUCUGCCGUGAACGCCUCCGUCCUCCACAUAGAUGGAGCCAGCAAAGCCAGCCAGGACAGUGACCACGUCAAACUGGACAUUGACAGGAAGUUGCAGGGAGCUUUUGAUGGAGACAAACCUGUAGCCGUCAUUCAUCGCUUUGAAGAGCUACCUCCGGGCUCCACGCUAAUUUUUUAUCGUUAUUGCGACCACGAGAAUGCCGCAUACAAGAAAACUUUUCUGAUCUUCACUGUACUGCUGGGGGAAGAAGACGAGAUUCCUGCUAAGAUUAGCUUGUGUGCUGUUGAGGAGAUGGUGGAUGACCACCUUCAAAAAAAAUUCCUCACUCAUGGCCACCCAGUGUCUUUUGACAUGAUGGACCUGGACAAAUAUGGUGGACUGUGGAGUCGUAUUUCUCACCUUAUCCUCCCCGUGGCAGCAGAGCAGAGAAUAGAGCUUGAAGGGUGCUAGAGAGCAGAAGCAUUCAUUCUAGUCUGAACUUUUAAUCUGGGCACUAAGCUGGGUAAUUCAUCAUUUGGGAGGUAGUAGACCUCAAGGAUAUUGAAUAUACAGAUGUGGACUUUCAGAAUGAAUGAGAAUCAUUAUGGUAUGGGAUUUAAAGUCAUUUCUCUGAUCAGAUGUAAUUAUGAACAGAUAAUUGUAAGUUUAUUUGGUCUCUGCAUUAUAUUUAAAAUUUUGAAGGUAAUUUCUGCAUUUUAAUAAAUACUUGGAGUCACAAGAUAGAAGGAAGAACAAUUCUUUUGGUAUCACAGCAAUGGGGUUUUUAAUUGUUAUUGCAAAUGUCUUCUGUGAUUCGGAAACUUGCAUGGCACCGACAUGCCUUAACUGAACAUACAAAGUCCUUUUUGUCUAUAUGUACAUGUACGCGUUACACUACGGGAUAAAAAAUGAAGAUAAGUACAUAAAUUAUAUGUGCCUUAAAGUAAAAAAUAAACGCUGAAGAAUUUUAAAUGUCUUUUGUGACUGGAAUGAACACUGUUGCCACCAGAGGGCAGCAAAUCCACAUCUGAAACUUGUCUCCAGCGUCUGUGAAAAGGCUUGGUGGCAUUUUGAAAAGCAGCAUAAAGUUUGCAUAUGAAGUCAAGCUACACCUUCUUUAAUCUGGAACUGCAAAUUAAAUUGAACCUGAAAUAAAA